Engraulis encrasicolus (European anchovy) is the source of this 889-nucleotide messenger RNA. RefSeq names its product voltage-dependent calcium channel gamma-5 subunit. The transcript is spliced from 7 exons. Bases 1 to 876 code for a protein of 291 amino acids. Gene Ontology annotation, biological process: neurotransmitter receptor internalization; postsynaptic neurotransmitter receptor diffusion trapping; positive regulation of synaptic transmission, glutamatergic. The record is from RefSeq and is a predicted model, not a curated record. Lineage: Eukaryota; Metazoa; Chordata; Actinopteri; Clupeiformes; Engraulidae. Gene Ontology annotation, molecular function: voltage-gated calcium channel activity; channel regulator activity. Gene Ontology annotation, cellular component: postsynaptic density membrane; AMPA glutamate receptor complex.
AUGACCCUGUGUGGCAGGAAAGCCCUGACGCUGCUGAGCAGUGUGUUUGCGGUGUGUGCCCUGGGCCUGCUGGGCAUCGCCGUCAGCACCGACUACUGGCUGUACCUGGAGGAGGGCGUCAUCCUGCCCCUCAACCAGAGCACAGAGGUGCGCAUGGCCAUGCACUCGGGCCUGUGGAGGGUCUGCUUUCUGGCCGACACCAGAAAUACAUCUGUACUCCUUUCACAACAGGAGCCUGGUGAUGAGAAGGGUCGCUGCUUCACCAUUGAGAGUGUGAUGCCCACCAACGUGCAGUUGGCCUCCGAGUCCACCGUCAGCGUGCUGAAGAUGAUCCGUUCGGCCACGCCCUUCCCGCUGGUCAGCCUCUUCUUCAUGUUCAUCGGCUUCGUCCUGAGCAACAUCGGCCACAUACGCCCACACCACACCAUCCUCGCCUUCGUCUCCGGCAUCUUCUUCAUCCUCUCAGGUCUCUCCCUGGUGGUGGGCCUGGUGCUGUACAUCUCCAGCAUCAACGACGAGAUGCUGAACAGGACCAAGAGCAACGAGGCCUACUUCAGCUACAAAUACGGCUGGUCCUUCGCCUUCGCCGCCAUCUCCUUCCUGCUCACAGAGACGGCGGGCGUGAUGUCCGUGUACCUGUUCAUGAAGCGCUACACGGCGGAGGAGAUGUACCGGCCCCACCAGGGCUUCUACCGGCCGCGCCUCAGCAACUGCUCCGACUACUCGGGCCAGUUCCUGCACCCGGACGCCUGGGCGCAGCGCGGACGCAGCCCCUCGGACAUCUCCGCCGACAUCGCCUCGCUGCAGAUGAACUCCCACUUCCCCGCGCUGCUCAAGUGCCCCGAGUACGACCUCAUGUCCUCCUCGCCCUGCUGAGACAGAUAGAAAC